Plenodomus lingam JN3 is the source of this 360-nucleotide messenger RNA. The record is from RefSeq and is a predicted model, not a curated record. NCBI's taxonomy places the organism in Eukaryota, Fungi, Ascomycota, Dothideomycetes, Pleosporales, Leptosphaeriaceae.
AUGGGCGGCACCUAUAGCAACACGCGAGAGCGAGGGCAGCAUAGUCAGCGAAUUGGUCAAGAAGCUUAUAAUUACACACGAGCAAUUGCGGCGCUACCAGUUCCGCGACCUUCAGGCUACAGCAAGCUAGCCGUGCAGGUUGCAUUCAACGAGCUGGCACGGAGUGUGUAUCAGUUGCACAUGGUACAUGGAUCUCUAGCGGUUGCAGCGGCCAAGGCAAGGCAGCUUCAGCAUAGACUCCAGAUUGCGCUCAUGGAAGCGGGCAGGGAACAAGGGAAGGAGCAGGUAGGCCAAGUGAGGGGCCAGUUAGGAGGCCUGUUGGAGUUUGAGUGUUGGGCAUUGUGCGCGGUAUCGAGCUAG